AUGGCGGACCUCCCGCUGAUGGAGAAGCCAAAAAGAACUCGCAAAACACAUCACAAGGUUAGGACUGGAUGUAUAACGUGCAAGGUCCGGCGCAAGAAGUGUGACGAGGAGAAACCGUUUUGUCGCCGCUGCACAAGUACUGGUCGAAAAUGCGACGGCUAUGUCAGUCAGACUGCCGACCAACCUUCAACGUCAGAAGAGUCAUCACCGCUGUAUACCGAAGCCGACGCAAAGCGACAGAAGACGGGCACUGGCAAAGUUGCUAUCCCGGCAUUGAACAACUCGAAGACCCAAUCCGCUCUAGACAAACUCUGGCGGCCGCCAUCCAAUGUCAUGUUUGAGUCGGACAAUGACUUCUUCUGUUUCGACUUCUUCCGGUCUCGGACGGGCCCCGAGUUCGCUGCAUAUUUCGACAGCUCAGUCUGGCGAACAUACAUUGUGCGAGCAUGUGUGCAACAUCCCACAGUACUGGCAGCAGCAGCAGCAGUCGGGGCUGUCCACCGAAGAUUCGAACUGGGAAUUUCGCGUGAGGCAUUUGAGUAUUGCGACAUUGCGGAUAAACUAUACCAGAAGGCACUCCGAAAGUUGUCGGAUGACAUGGCUUCACAUCCCAAUGCCGCCGAGAUCAACAUGAUUGUCAUGAAACUCUUCAGCAUUUUUGAAACAUUCCAGGGCAAUUACGAUGCGGCACAAGUGCACAUGACGAAUGGUCUCAAGGGCGUCCUGAGUGGAAAGAUGCGCACAACCUACAAGAAUACGCAGUAUCGUGCCGUUGAGGUAAACCAUGACAGUCUGAGGCGCCUCUUCCUUAGACUGGAGCUUGAGUCUGUCCGACUAUUUGGAGGCGCGGCCAAGAUCCUCAGCGAACCGGCAGAGUCAAUGCCUGGUCCAUAUCUCAGUCCAUUUUCCCCGACGGGGAGCGAAACCACCUCCUACCCUGACCCAAAUCCUCUUUCCAUCCCUCGCAUAUUCGACUCACUCUCGCAGGCCCGUGACAUUCUCUUCACAGAAGCAAAUUGGAUCUGGCACACAUGGGGUCUUCUCGAACAGGGCUUGCUGACAGGCACGGGUUUCCAGCGUCACCAAACACACAUCUCCCGUUUGUUGCAAUGGAGUAUGGCAUAUGCAGAAUACAGCAAGAGCGGAAAAUGCCGGAACAGCCCGCAGGAUCGACACAUGUCUCAGCUUCUCAAGGCGUAUCGCGAGGCCGCAUAUCUCCUGUUACUUACACAGAUGGCCUUUCACUCCGCUGAUACCGGUGAAGUGAUCGUGCCGUUGUGUGACCCGCCAGAAACCUGUGACUGCCACAAGUCCUGUCGGAACUACGCCGAGCGCAAGGAAGCCUUGAACGCCCACUUUGCACGCUUGUUGGUCCUGAGCGAGAGCAUUUUGAACCGUUCAUCCUUCUUCGCGUAUGAUGAGCACUCGAUGAGUGUCGACAGUGGAAUCGGACCCCCAAUCUACAUAGGAACAACGGACUGUCGGUCUACCAAAGUCCGGUAUCAAGUGACAUCCCUUCUCAACAAAUCGGAGAUCCAGUCCCGCGUAUGGGACACUUUGGGCGUCUACACCAUCGCCGAAAAGCUGGCGAGCAUCGAAGAACACGCGGUGGUCCAGUGCGGCGCUGUGGCGGAGGAAUUGGAGCCGAAGUGGGUUGAUAUCACGUUCUUCCUGGAUGAGAGGAAGGUACUGUUACGCUAUUGCCACGCCGAUCGAGAAGGGAGAGAGGGCAGAUUGCGAGGAACGGGAUUGUGGACCGGCGAGGAUCGAUGGGAAGAGAGCGGGAGCGGCGGUCUUGUCUGGACGCAGGAGUGGGUUGCCUAUUAA
Messenger RNA from Fonsecaea nubica, 1827 nucleotides. RefSeq lists its product as hypothetical. The coding region runs from base 1 to 1827 and encodes 608 amino acids. The transcript has a single exon. Gene Ontology annotation, molecular function: DNA-binding transcription factor activity, RNA polymerase II-specific; zinc ion binding. Gene Ontology annotation, biological process: regulation of DNA-templated transcription. The record is from RefSeq and is a predicted model, not a curated record. Lineage: Eukaryota; Fungi; Ascomycota; Eurotiomycetes; Chaetothyriales; Herpotrichiellaceae.